CAUCUCCAGCCCUCACGAGUAUCCAGAGCUGAUAAAAGAGCAUCUUCUAGCCAUUCUGAGAGAAAACGGCUGCUUUGUUAUUGGUGAAUCUCAGGAUUUUACAAGACUAAUCAAGAACAAUGAGUGCAUCCAAACUUCAGGAAAAAAGGGAGGUGAGAAUCGGACACUCUCUGAAUAAGAAGGAGGAAGAGUUCGUAAUCAAAAGGAGAGAAACGGUUUUUCAAAGUCUGCAGAAACUCAACAUACCCUGCAGUCAGGAUGCGGUGCCACACAUAGCAUUACUGGGUUCUGGAGGAGGACAAAGAGCCAUGGUGGGUUUGCUGGGAUCCCUGGUUCAGCUUGAUAAAGCGGGUCUUCUGGACUGCAUCCUUUAUCUGAGCGGAGUCUCUGGAUCCACCUGGUGCAUGGCCUCCUUAUACCAAGAACCAGACUGGUCCACCAAACUAGAGACCGUGAAAGACAGAAUCGUCGAGAGAAUCAAAGGUCCACAAGUCAGCUUGACAGACGCAAUGGCCAAACUGAAGAAAUAUUACUACGGGAAAGACUUCUUCAGCUUGACUGACCUCUGGGCAGCGGUCGUCGUCACAGCAUAUGUGAAAGAGAUCGACGAACACACACUCACAGAUCAGUGGGACCAUAAAAACCCGUUUCCCAUCUACACAGUGAUCGACAAGCAAUGCAAACAGAGCAUCAAGGAGAAAGACCCCUGGUUUGAGAUCAGUCCACAUGAAGCUGGUUAUUCCCUCACUGGAGCGUUUGUGGAAACCUGCAACUUUGGCAGCCAGUUUGACAACGGCUCAAAGAAAAAACACCAGCCUGAAAUGGACAUGCUGUACCUGCAAGCUCUGUGUGGCAGUGCUUUAGCUGAUGGAAAGGAGAUUAAGAAAUUUCUCUUGGAAAAAAUAAAAGAGUUCUUUAAACAUUUAUUACCUACAAUACAAACAGAAAUGUUUGAGGAAAUGAGGAAAGACCCAAAAGCUCCACCUGUAGAAAAGUGUUUCCAGGUGCUCAUGGAUCUCAUGGACAUGAAUCUCUCUGUUUUAAAUGUCAAAGAUCCUUCUGCUCUUGAUCAAUCCAUCAGAACAACACUGAACAAGCUCGGUGGAGGCAAACAUCAGCUGAUUUUUCCUAUAGAAAAACUGAAUCUCGCUGAUAAACAAGCUGCAAAACGAUAUAUGAAGCAACACACUGAAGAUGUGUGUAAUAAUUUGAGUCAUUGGUUCCGUUUCUGGCCUUUCAAUAAAACAGCACUUUCCAAUCUUAAUAAAAGUGAGACGAGAGACUAUGAAGAUGCCGGACUGUUGCUGAACUCUCCUUUCUUCUCAGUGCUGAGAAAAGAAAGAAACACUGACCUCAUCAUUUCCCUGGAUUUCAGCAAAAGCGAUCCUUUCACGACAGUGAAGCAAACUGCUGAGAUGUGCAAGAAACUAAAGAUCCCUUUCCCUGAAGUCAACAUUCCCAGUGAAGACCUGGAGAAACCAAAGGACUUCUAUGUGUUCAAAGGCCAAAACGCUCCGACUGUGAUUCACAUCCCUCUCUUUAAUGUGGUCAACUGUGGAGAUGAUAUUAAGACCUGGAGGAAAAAAUAUCACACCUUUCAAGAUUCUUACAGUGCUGAAAAGAUUACUGAUCUUAUGGAGGUCGCUGGAAAAAACAUCUCAAACAACAGAGAGAAACUGAAGGAGCAGAUUGCUGCGGCCGUUGGGAAAAAAGCACACAACUAAUGAGAAUCUGAAGAGCGCACAAUGUUCUGAAAUGAAGAGGCAAAGUCAUUACUGUUUGUUUUAAUGUUUUUCUUUUUUUACGUAAAAUGAUGUUCCAGUUAUAGUUAAUGUUGACACAUUUUUUUUUCAGAU
Messenger RNA from Sinocyclocheilus anshuiensis, 1856 nucleotides. RefSeq names its product cytosolic phospholipase A2 gamma-like. Gene Ontology annotation, cellular component: nucleoplasm; cytosol; nuclear envelope. Lineage: Eukaryota; Metazoa; Chordata; Actinopteri; Cypriniformes; Cyprinidae. Gene Ontology annotation, molecular function: calcium-dependent phospholipid binding; calcium ion binding. The transcript is spliced from 14 exons. The coding region runs from base 120 to 1724 and encodes 534 amino acids. The record is from RefSeq and is a predicted model, not a curated record. Gene Ontology annotation, biological process: glycerophospholipid catabolic process.